AUGGCUGGGCGAAGUAAGAAGCGCUGCUUCCAGUGGCGUUUCCUGUCACUUCCUCUGGGAUUUCUCACAUUCCUGGCUGUCUGGAAGGCACUUUCCCUCGCUGAGCCUCCAGCGUCCCCAGAGCCUGCAAGAAGUGCGGUGCCUCCAAUAUUGGAGGAUGCCCAGGAGGAGUUGGAUGGGCUGAGCCAAGCGCUGGGUGAAGCGACGGUCGCUUCGCCACUGAAAACCACCGCCGAACCGCCGCCAGCGCCGCCAGCGCCGCCAGCGCCGCCAACACGGCGAGCGUGGCAACUCUGUGCGCAGCAAUUUGAAGUUUGUCCAUGUGAGGGCCGGAUGAGAUGGGGUACUCCUUCAAGACAUCAGAUCUUUGAAGCCAGGGCCGAACCGUGGAAGUGUGACUUCACGGUGUUGGGAGAUCCGGCCCCAGGCGAUCCUUCGAAGGUUUGUGAAUGCGAGAUGGAAGAAACCCCAAGUUUGGCAACUUCCAGAACAGAAUGGGUUUAUUGUGCUUCCCAGUUUAUGCUGUGUGAUUGUCCUGGCCGCAUCCGUUGGGGCAUCAAGACGAAAUGGACGACCUUCCCUAAGGGUCCAGCCUUGAGCUGCACCACCAACAAGUUGGGAGAUCCAGCUCCGGGCGAUGCUGGGAAGCAUUGUCAAUGUGAGGUGGAAAUCGACUCCGCCUUCUACGCCAAGAUCUCUCCUGCCGUGAAACAGCUGGAUGAAACACCCAAAGUGGUGUCUUGCGAUAUCUUGCUGGCGGCCAAAGACGGAGAACUUUGGGACCAGAAGUUGUGGAAAGCUGUGGAGGGGAUUUGCACCAAGAUGCCAAACAUUCCAAAACAUGGCAAAGGCACCUUGCAACAGGAGCCCUUGCGACUCAUGGUUGAUGCUUGGAUCAGCAAAGGCUUUGAGGAGAACUACGCGAAUCUUUACGAAAAUGGCUGGUUGGAGGAAGCCUUUGUGAAUUUCAUCGGACCGGCACCUUCCGGUACGAAGUGGGCCAAGAUCAACGAACAGUUGAUUCGCUCAGUUCAUCUCUUUUCCUCUCGACCUGUGGUGGUGGUUCAUUUUGGAAUGGCAACGCCAAGCGAGUGGGAUCCAUCGCAGUAUCCAAGACUUGUGGUUUUGCAUGCGGCUCCAUUCCCGCCCGAAUUCUUUCGGCGUUUCGACUUGAACAAGUACCGAUCCUUUUUAGUAGCGAGGGUGAAAACAGGCAUCCAACUGGAUUCGGACCAGUUCGUCGCUCCUGGGGUGGACGAGCUUUUCCAGCUGGCGAAACGCGAAGGCUCCGAGACGUAUCCCUUGCCGAUUUUGCCCGUGCACUUCAUGCGCAACGAGGAGCUACCGAUGUUCCCAAGCGUCAAAGGUGGCUUUACCAUGAGUGGUGGUGUCAGCCAUGUCUUCGAUCGAUAUUGCAAGCAUGGGAUCUGCAAUGUGUCCACUCGCUGGGGCCACGCUCAUCCGACAUGGACCUUUUGGGCCUUGCCCUUUUUGGGGACAUGGAUACGUCGACAUUUGCGGGAUGAGACUCUUCCUGCAUCUGCAAAAGUGCCUGCGUUGCGGGUCACAGAUAUUGAUGUGGAUGAAGAUCUGUUGAACAUCGGCACUUGGGAAGAAAGAGGUCAUAAGCAAUGGUGUAAGUUUGACGUCAUGGAUCCCUCCGAGUUCCAUAAAUUGCUCUCAGCCAAGAUCGAUCGCGAUUCCGAGCCGCGCUGCCGAGUAAGAGGCCCUCCACCCAUCGUGGCAGAUAAUGUUUUCCAUCCGGAAGGCGCAGCACUUGUAUUCUACACGGCGCACCAUGCAGUCCAGCCGGAAGUCUCUGCCGGGAUCAUUGACGAGCUGCAGAAAAAGCAAAAGAAGAAGGAGCUACCUGGACCCAUUUUCUACAGAGGCUGCUUCUACAAGGUGGCGGACAUGUGGCGCAAGAUGGCAACAGCUUUAAGAAGGCACAUCCAGGUGUUCGCUGCCUCAUUUGAAGCACUGGUCACUGGCCAUGUCGCUGAGCAAAAAGUGAGCGGAGGACCGGAGGCUAGCGAUCCGAAAAAGCUUGGUUUGCUGUUCCUCUUCGCUGGGCUGGUGCUUUUAUGGAUUGGCACAUCCAUCAAGUGGGCAGUAGAUGGAUCACUGCCAGCCAGGCUGGCGCUUUGGGGGCUGUUGCCAGAGGCGUUUGCAGCGAUUAGCGUUCCUGCAGUAGUGGCACUUCUUCGUUUGAAGAGGGAGCCCACGCCGGUGUUGCUGUUGAGAGCAGCGGUGGACAAGCGCAAUGCUCAACAGCUUGGGGAGGCGCUCCGGGUCUAUGGGAAGAAAGCUGAGUUGCAGGCUUUGGAACUCCCCUACAACCCAGAGAUGGGGGAAGAAGGCCUGCAGCAGAUCGUUGAGGGGCUCUCUGAAGCGGAGCUUGCUUUGGAAGAGCUGGACUUGUCCUACAACCCGCAGCUAGGCGCUGCGAGCUUGACGGUGACGAAACCGCUGUGGACGAGUCUCUCGAUGUUAAGGUUGGUGGAUUGUGGCCUUCAGGAGGAAGCUUUGAAAGGAUUGGCCUCGGAAGCAAGCAAGUUGAAGAUCAAUAUGUUGGACCUUUCAGGGAAUUGCUUAACUGGAGCCGGAGAAACCUUGGCGGAGGUGAUGGAAGCACCUUUGCUAGAGGACUUGGCAGUAGCCAACUGCGCCUUGAGUCUGGAAGAUCUGAGACAUAUUGCUGAAGAACUGGCCUAUACCAGCCUCAGGUCGCUGCAGCUCGCGGGCAACAACCUGAUGGCUGUUGGUGUUGAGGUGUUAUCAGAUCAUUUGCCAAAGUGUCGCAUCACCAAUUUGGGACUGGAGAGGAAUGCGUUGAAGGCCCAAGACCUCCAGUGUUUAGGUCAAGCCUGGGCCAAACGGCCCUUCUCGCGGAUGGGACUCCAGGGGAACAACAUGUCGGAUGAAGAGCUGAAAACCUUCAUCAAGACCUUGCGCUCGAUGUCGGCUUAA
Cladocopium goreaui is the source of this 2970-nucleotide messenger RNA. The record is from the annotation of a GenBank genome assembly. NCBI's taxonomy places the organism in Eukaryota, Dinophyceae, Suessiales, Symbiodiniaceae.